Molecule: messenger RNA, 948 nt
Organism: Fusarium sp. VM40
Lineage: Eukaryota; Fungi; Ascomycota; Sordariomycetes; Hypocreales; Nectriaceae
Source: the annotation of a GenBank genome assembly
AUGGCCAUGUUGAAAUUCCUCGUUACCGGCAUGCUUGCCAUGGCUUCGGCCGUCAACGCCGCUUAUCCCAACCCCGGCCCCGUCAAGGGAGCCCUCACUGUCCACGAUCCCACCGUGGUCAAGACUCCAGCGGGAGGAUACAUCAUGGCUCACACUGGCGACAACGUUGCUCUCAAGACCUCGUCUGACCGCACCACCUGGAAAGAGGCCGGCCCUGCUUUCCCCAACGGCGCACCAUGGACCACCCAGUACACCAAGGGCGAGAAGAACCUCUGGGCCCCUGAUAUCUCGUACCACAACGGCCAGUACUACAUGUACUACUCAGCCUCGUCCUUCGGAGAGCGUACCUCUGCCAUUUUCAUGGCCACCAGCAAGACAGGCGCGUCUGGCUCGUGGACCAACCAGGGCCUGGUGAUCGAGUCCAACAACAACAACGACUACAACGCCAUUGACGGAAAUCUCUAUAUCGACACCGACGGCAAGUGGUGGCUGUCGUUCGGAUCCUUCUGGUCCGGCAUCAAGUUGGUCCAGCUGGACCCCAAGACCGGAAAGCCAAUCAACAAGAACAUCAUCUCCCUCGCCAAGCGCGACAGCUCUGUCGGCGGCGCCAUCGAGGCUCCCUUCAUCGUCAAGAGGGGCAACUACUACUACCUGUGGGCCUCUUUCGACAAGUGCUGCAACGGUGCCGCCAGCACCUACCGCGUCAUGGUCGGUCGCUCCAGCAGCAUUACUGGCCCCUACGUCGACAAGGCCGGCAAGCAGAUGAUGUCUGGUGGUGGUACUGAGAUCAUGGCCAGCCAUGGAGACAUCCACGGUCCUGGACACAACGCUGUCUUUGCUGACAAUGAUGCCGAUGUUCUUGUCUACCACUACUACAACAACCAGGGAACUGCCCUCCUUGGUAUCAACCUUCUCAAGUACGAGAACGGAUGGCCCGUUGCUUACUAG